AUGCUGAUGGCGCAGCUUUCGAACGAGGCCAGCAGCAGCCUGCACCACCAGCAGCGGCUCGAGCACGAGCAGGGCGGCGGCGGCGACGCGGCGCCCGCGGCAUCCAGCGACACAGGGCGCGCCGCCGCGGCGGCGGCAGCCGCGACGGGCGGCGUGUUCCCCGCGCGGCUGCGGCGGGUGGAGCGCGCCGGCGGCGCGAUUCGGCAGGUGCAGCAGGCGGAUCCGUCGGUACUGCUGUUAGACAUCAACAUCAGCCUGCUGCUGCAAUCCAUCGCCGCCAUCACCGCCAUCACCGCCCCGCCGGCCCCGCCGCCGGCCCCGGCCGGCAGCAUUCGCCCCGGCGGCGACGCGCCGGCCGCGGCCACGGCCCCGGCCAUGUAUAUCAGCCGGCAGAGUAGCCUGGCGUCGGUGCUCACUGCGGCGGACGACGGCGGCGCGCCGUCCGAAGCGCCGCCCAGCCACGACGGCGGCGGCACGGGGCACCACCCAGCCGGCCACCCCAUGCAUACGCACGGCCACGGCGGUGGCGGGGGCGGGGGCGUGAAGGCGCAGGCGCGCGCUGAGCUGGCGCGCCUGAGGGAGGCGGCGCUGGCGCUGGCGCUGAUGCACCGGUGGGGCCUGGACUGCGCCGCGGACUGUUGGACUGCCGCCUUCCUGCGGGAGGUCGGCCUGCUGAGAGCCAGUCCGCCACACGGCAGCGGCAGCGGUGCUGGGGCGGCCUUGCAGCCUCCCGACGCGUCCCCCGCGGCGAGCAGCGCGCCGUCGCGGGCGGAGGCGGCGAGGGCGCGGCAGCAGGGGGAUGGGGCGUCGCGCGCCGACCGCCUGGCUUCCGUCGGCGACCUUGCGGCGAGACUGGAGGAAGCGGCCGCGCGGCGUGGACCACAGGGGUGGCGCUUUGGCGUCGCGCUGUGCCAGGAGGCGUGCGUUUCGGAGGAAGGGGCCCUCACGGCAAGCCUCCCGUACCGCGUGCGGCGGCAGGCGGGGCAGGAGACACGCACGGGCGGCGACGCGAACGGCGGCGGCGGCAGCGCCGAGCGGCUGGGGGCGCUGUUUCUGUCAAAUCCAAGCGUGCUGGCUGUCAGGCUCCUAUCCCUCGUGGCCGCAUCCAAGGCCAUCCUGUCCAACCCCGCCACCCACUCUGGCGUCGCCGCCGCCAACGCCGCGAGCGCGCUCGCGACGCUCUACGCGCUGCAGUGGCAGGAGCUGCGCCAGGCAGCUUCCGCGCAGCUGCCCGACGUCCUGCUCCUGGCCAGCUACUGGGGGGCGCCGACCCAGGGCCCGCCGCAACUCCACAACGCGGCGCAGGCGCUCCUGGCGUCGCUGCUGCAGCCGACGGCGCCGUGGCGCCUCAAAGGCGGCGGGCCUGCAGGGGGCGCCUGCCCGCUGCGCGCGUGGCCGCCGCCGGCCGCGACGGAGCUCGUUUCGCUCGUCCGGGCACACUAUGCGCAGCUCGGCGGCCCCGCCCCCCUGACGCCGCAGCAGCUGCGCCGCUGGCGCCCGUACGUCGUCGCCGCGGCGGGCGCGGCGGUCCCGCACGCGGCGGCCGCGCCUCCGGCGCUGCUGGCCGCGGUAGGGGUCUGCCUCGUCGGCUGCCUCGUGCGGCUGGCGCCGUCCGAGGAUAGCUGCAUGGCGGGAGAGCUGCUGGAACUGGCGCUGCUGAGCGGCCAGUGGGGCGCGUGGCGCCCGCACGUCGGCGGCGCCGCGCCGCUGCUGCAGAGCCUCUGCCGCAUCGCGGACGCCGUCAAUGGACGCCUGUCCCUACUGCAAGCAUCGCCGCAGCUGCUGGGCGCCCGCGGGCCCGCCGGCGGCGCGCCCGGCGCCCGGCAGAGCCUUGAUGGAGGGGACGACGGCGCCCCGCGCGUUCCGGGCAGCUGGGCCGCCGCCGACCCCGCGCCGCGCCUGGCCCUCGGGCCCCUGGCCGUCGCCGGUCGGCGCGCGCACGCCGUCGGGGGUCUGUACUUAGCGCCCGCCCUGAUGGGCGGCGCGCCGCCCCCUGAGGGCCCGCCGGCGCGCGCGCGGCCGCGCCCCCAGCCGGUCCCGCUGCCGCCGCCCGGGCCGCCCGCCCCGCCGCCGCAGCUGCAGGGGAGUGAAUCGGCGUCGUCGGCCGUGCCCACGACGCAGCACACGCCGGGCAGCACCGUCCGUCACACCAGCACCACCCACCUCCGGUACGACUACCCAGGGGCGUCACCCGCGUCACCCGCGUGGCAGCUUCAGCCCAGCUUCCUGGCAGGCGCCGCCCUGCACCACGCCGACGGGAGCCCGGCCGCUACCAUUCCCAGCCCGCCGCCCGGCGCCGCCCACGCCGCCGCCCCUGCAGUUUCGCCGCAGCAGCCGGCGGGGCCGCCGGCGGCGCUGCUGCUGGGGGCGGGGCCCGCGCAGCUGGGCGCGUGGCUGAGGUGCUGCGCGGAGCUGCUGGCCGGCCUGGCGCUGGCGGAGCCCGAGGCCUUCCUCAACGAACUCAGCCAAGGCAUGGCCGGCGGCGCCCUGGACGCGUCCUGCACGCAUGCGCUGCUGCUGUCCUCCCUUUCGCGUGCCCUCCGCUGGCCCCAGGCCUGCGCCGCGCUGCUGCCACACCUCGGCUUCGCGGCCGCCCUGGCCGUCCAGUCGCUCGACCCGGCGCGGCCCGCGCUGCGGCAGGGGUGCCUGGCCGUGGCGGGCGGGCUGAUUCGGGAGAUGACCGCUCGGUUCCCGCAGGCCGCCUUCCACGCGCCCUCCAUGCAGCUGGCUGUCGGCAGCGCGCGGGCGCUCGGGCCGCUUGGCGCGCGGGCGCUGCCCCCGGGCAGCGGCGGCGGGGGCGCUGGCGGCGGCGACGGGCGGGGGCACACCGCGGUGCGGCAGCAGCCGCAGGCCGCGCCGGAGCACGCGCGGGCGGUGGCAGUGUUUGACGUCAACGGCGGCGCGAAGCGGGUCGUGCUGCUACUGCCCGCGUCGUCCGCACCGCCGCCGGCCGCCGGCCCCGCGCCGGCGCUCCCCACGCGCGACGGCGAGGCGGGCGGCGGCGGCGCAGCCGAGGCCGGCCCGGAGCGGAGCCUCCAUUCGUCAAGCACGGUCAAGCGCGCACACGCGGCGAUGCUGCAGAACUGGUUCGGCGUCGAGCCGGGGCAGGAUGGCGCCGACGGCGCCGAAGGCGGCGCCUGCGCCAACCAAGGGGCCCUUCCCGGCGGCGCCGAGGCUCCAGCUCCGCAGCGGCCACCCCAGCCGCAGCCACAGCAGCAGCAGCAGCAGCAGCAGCAGCAGCAACAGCAGCAGCAGGCCGGGCUGGCGAAACCCUACUAUCCGUCCCAGGCGGCGGCGGAGGCGCCCGUCCUGUCGGCCGCAGACCUCCGCGGCGGCGUCGCGGCGCUCGCCUUCAGCCCCAGCGGCGAGUCCCUCGCGGCGCUGCUGGCGACGGCCGCGUGCGUGGUGGUGUGGCGGAUUCAGUCGACCUGGACGCAGCGCCUGGCGCACAUCGGGAGCCGCGCGCCGUACUGCCACCUGCCGUACUGCUAUUUGCCCGUACCGCAGCUGCGGGGCGGCGCGGGCGCGGGCGGGGGGCCGUGGGAGCUGCGGUGGUUUGGGGAGGGGCGCGUGGAGGUUUGGUCGGGCGGGCAGCGGCUGGCCGAGGCGAGCCUGUCGGUCCUGGCGUGA
Messenger RNA from Monoraphidium neglectum, 3630 nucleotides. RefSeq lists its product as hypothetical. The transcript is spliced from 4 exons. Bases 1 to 3630 code for a protein of 1209 amino acids. The record is from RefSeq and is a predicted model, not a curated record. Gene Ontology annotation, cellular component: cytoplasm. Lineage: Eukaryota; Viridiplantae; Chlorophyta; Chlorophyceae; Sphaeropleales; Selenastraceae.